Priceomyces carsonii is the source of this 1953-nucleotide messenger RNA. RefSeq lists its product as uncharacterized. The transcript has a single exon. Lineage: Eukaryota; Fungi; Ascomycota; Pichiomycetes; Serinales; Debaryomycetaceae. The record is from RefSeq and is a predicted model, not a curated record. Gene Ontology annotation, molecular function: protein binding. The coding region runs from base 1 to 1953 and encodes 650 amino acids.
AUGAGCUCUAUAAGGGAUGCUAUUACCAGGGUAGCACGGUCAGUUCGAAAAAUGGAGCUGUCAAGGGCUGAAAAAGUUGUUGAACCGUUAGUGAGAAGUAACGCUCUUGGUGUACCCAAGAUUAUAGAAAUGGAAGACAGGAGCUUCAGUAAAAAUGAAUUGAAAGAAUUCAGACCAUUGAUCACAGAUUACCAAAGAAAGAGAUAUAAAGAUUUUCUACUGCCUUUAAAAAUGCCAAAUUUGAAAACUUUCAAUCAUUCUACGUCUCAGUUUGACGAACGGUUAGCUAAGUCGAAUUGGGUAAAGAAGAGAAGUAAAGAUCCAUAUAAUGUGCUUGAAGCACUUAGGAUGGAUCGACAGUCCUUCGAGAUAAUGAUCAACUAUCUAGUCGAGAUCACACCUGAACAUUUAAAGCUCAAACUGUCCAAUAAUCAGAACAUUUUGAAUUCAAUAAUGGUGCAACAAGAAGAGCAAGAUCAACAAAAUAAAUUCCCGAUUACAAAGCAUGUGUUUGAUGAAAUUCCUCCAAUGCCACAUCCACUAACAAAGGAGUCGUUCCAAAAAUACAUUUACCGGUUGACUCAUCUGAAGUACUACUAUCGAAAUUCUCUGUCUUUAGAGAAUGGAAUCAUCCCAGAAAUCUUAUUGCAUACCCACAAGUUAUCAAAUGAUGAAUUUAAACCAUACAGAUCAGUCCACACUUACAACUAUUUAAUCAAGUUUUUUGGUUAUGACAAAAACCAGAGUUCUUUCGCCCGAGAAAUGCUAUUAGUCAUGAAUAAGGAUGGACAUAAACCGAAUACUGACACCAUAAACAGUUUAUUAAAAUUGUGUCAGAUCCACUCGCAUAUAAGAAGUACAACGAACACAUAUCAAAUAAUCAUGAAGUACUUGAAAUUGAGCCAGAUCCUUAAUAUUGAAAUCAACCUUACAACUUAUAAUAGAGUUUAUGACUCUAUCAGUAACAUUUUUCUCAAAGAGAUCUUUUUGAACAGAAUUGCAUCGAUACCUUUACCUGUGCUGCGGAACUUGAUACUCCGAAUCAUUGAUGAUUACCUGAAGACCACCACAGAUACGAAACAACUCACUACUUUCAUAGAAGACGAUUUAGGUACAAAUUGGCAAGAAGAUGGCAAAAUCUUCAACAAGUUGGUUUUGCAUAAAGGUAUCAACCUUUCUAGCAACCAACAGAUUACAGAAUUGGUACAAUUUGCGCUUGACAACAAUCCAGAUCAGUAUACCAUCAAAUACCUUAUGGAAGGCGUUGUCAAGAAUAGCCAAUUGAAGGAUAAAAUGAAUGCAUUAAUGAUAAUCUAUGCCAAAACAUCGCGUAUGUUUGCAUUUUCCGAGGUUCCUGUGGUUUACAGAUACUUGAUGUCCGCGAUAAUUAAAUCAGACUACCCAAUUAGUAUUGUUAUUUACUUGAUACGUGGUCUAGUCUACGAUUCAACAACCAAGUUAGGCUUGCCUGUUGAAAUUAUUCGCUACGGCAGCUACCAAACGCAGCCGGAGAAUUACAGGAUCGUCAAAAGGAUCGUAGGUUUUGACUUAUGUAGAAUUGAAGCUCAGAUGCAACCUUCUGAAGAAUCUUCCGGAUGCCGCAGCCGCUCUAGCCGCUCGAGCCGUCAGCCUUGGUCUGCUUCAUCAUCUUCAUCAUCAUUAGAUUUCGUAUUAUGGGCAGCUCCAGAGACUAAACAAUGGACCAAAUUGUUAUCUGAACUUGCUGCAAUAGAUCCUCACCUGUCUAGUCUUGUUGAGGAUAUCCUCAAGUCUCUACAAAUUAAGGGCCCGAACCCGGUUUCGCAGCCAGCUCAGAAACGAUAUCUUCAGCAACAAAAGGCUAAUAUUGCACACGCUAGAGCUAGAGACAGACUUAAUCGCCUCGAAAAGGGAUCCCAGCUCUAUAUCGAGCACCAGCUAUCUAGUAGAAAUCUCGUUGAACCAUCCCGGUAA